AUGAUGGACAAUCAUACCACAGUGAGCACAUUCCUUCUGUGGGGGUUUUCCAGUUUCCCAGACUUGCAGGGUCUCCUCUUUGUGAUGAUUUUCUUCUCCCAUGUGACCAUCCUAGCUGCAAAUGUGUGCAUAAUGGUGGCCAUCAAGCUGAGUCACAACCUUCACACCCCCAUGUAUUUUUUCCUCUGUGGUCUGUCCUUUUCAGAAACUUGUACCACUAUGGCAAUCAUCCCCCGCACGCUAGUGGACUUGCUGUCAGAUAGCAAGGCCAUCUCUCUUCCUGAGUGUGCCACACAGAUGUUUUUCUUCUUUGGCUUGGGAGCCAAUAACUGCUUCAUCAUGGCUGCCAUGUCUUACGACCGUUACACUGCCAUUCACAGCCCACUGCGCUAUAAGAUCUUGAUGACCCAUAAGAUCUGCUUUCAGUUCAUCAUGGCCUCUUGGAUGGUUGGGCUCCUGGUUUCUCUGUGCAUCGUCAUCACUGUAUUCAACUUGUCUUUCUGUGACUCCAACAUCAUCGAGCACUUCUUCUGUGACAUCUCACCCGUGGUCUGCCUUGCCUGUGAUUACACCUCCCAUCACAAAAUAGCUAUUUUUGUGCUCUCUGCCUUCGUGUUGGUGGGCAGCUUUGUUUUCAUUAUGAUGUCCUAUGUCUUCAUUGUGUCCAGAGUUGUGAAGAUGCCCUCUACCAAGGGGAAGUAUAAGGCCUUCUCCACUUGCUCCUCCCACCUCACUGUGGUGUGCAUACACUAUGGAUUUGCUGGCUUUGUCUAUUUGAGGCCCAAGGACAGGGACUCAUUCCGUGAAGACAUGCUGAUGGCGGUGACAUACACAGUGCUGACACCUCUGCUUAACCCCAUCGUUUACAGUCUCAGAAACAAAGACAUGCAGACAGCUCUAAGGAAGGUAUUAGGCAAGACAAAUAGGUUCAUCCCUCAGAUGGGGAGUAGAAGAACACCAGACAUUAAAAAUGUACAGACUGUUGAUAAAUAA
Molecule: messenger RNA, 993 nt
Organism: Neofelis nebulosa (Clouded leopard)
Lineage: Eukaryota; Metazoa; Chordata; Mammalia; Carnivora; Felidae
Product: olfactory receptor 10T2-like
Exons: 1
Coding region: 1-993 (330 amino acids)
Biological process (GO): G protein-coupled receptor signaling pathway
Cellular component (GO): membrane
Molecular function (GO): olfactory receptor activity; G protein-coupled receptor activity
Source: RefSeq, a predicted model, not a curated record